AUGACUUCUGAACAGGGAGAAAAAAAAGCAGAAAUCGACCAUGUCGAAGACAGCGAAGCCAACUUCAACAAUUCUGGAAUAGCAAAUGCGUUCAGAGAGGAAGGUAUCGCAGAGCUUCAAUUGGAAGAUGUUCUUCCAAAGCUUGAGAAACCUUGGUACAAAUACUCUUAUUUGCUGAAGCUGAACUUUUUGUUGGUAUUUUCAAUGAUGAGUUCCACAAACACAGGUUUUGAUGGCUCUAUGUUGAAUGGUCUUCAAUCUAUACCUAGCUGGUCACCUUAUUUUGGUGGUCUUUCUGGAUGGAGACUUGGAAUAAUUUCCUGUGCGGGUGGUUUUGGAGGUAUCGUGGGAUCCCUCGUAGGCAACUAUCUGGCAGAUAAAAUUGGAAGGCGUUAUCCUACAGUGAUUGGAUGUAUUUUUGUUAUUAUAGGUGUUAUUGUGCAAGCCUCGGCCCAAAACUAUGCUGCUUUCUUCAUUGGAAGAUUCAUCAUGGGAUUUGGCAUGGUUCUUUGCAACGUUGUCGGUCCUCUUGCAAUUUCAGAGCUUGCGUAUCCAACUCACCGGCCUAUAUUGACGUCCUGUUUCAAUAUCCUGUUUUAUGCUGGGUCAACUCUGGCAUCCUUGGCAACCUUGGGGUGCUACCACAUUCCAGGUUUGUCAAACUGGAGCUGGAGAGGUCCUUCACUUUUGCAAUGUUUCUUCCCCAUCCUGCAAUUGAUGAUGUUCUGGUGGGUUCCUGAAUCCCCAAGAUUCCUUAUCAGCAAAGGAAGAUUUGAAGAAGCAAGAGAUGUUCUGGGUGAGUUCCACGCUGGUGGGGAUCGCAAUGCUCGACUAGUUGAGUUCGAGAUGGCCCAAAUCACAAUUGCUUUGGACAACGAAAGAGCACUGCAGAGUGUUUCUUUUAAAGAGUUCUUUGCAACCCGUCAAAACUUGCACAGAUUGUUUGUUAUUUCGUUCCUCGCCUGUAUGCAACAGCUUUCAGGAAACGCUCUAGUUUCUUACUACCUGGUGCUAGUCUUGGAAUCCAUUGGUAUCACUUCGGCUAAUCAGCAACUGACUAUCAACGUCGGUCUCAACGUUUAUAACUUGGGUGUUGCUAUUCUUAUUCUGUUUUUGAUCGAGAGGUUCAGAAGAAGACAGAUGUUUAUGGCCUGUACCAUUGGAAUGCUGUUGACAUAUGUCAUCUGGACGGUUUUGUCUGCGAUCAAUCAGAAGCGUAACUUCGAAGAUAAAAGUCUUGGGAAAGGUGUACUUGCUAUGAUUUUCCUCUAUUUUUUUGCCUACGAUCUCGGUCUAUUGGGAUUGCCAUAUCUCUAUUACACCGAGGUACUCCCAUACUUUUUGCGUUCAAAGGGCAUGUUCAUCGUUCAGUGUUGGCAACAACUUAUUGGUGUCUUCAACGGAUUGGUCAACUCAAUUGCCAUGGAUGCUAUUGAGUGGAAGUACUAUAUUGUCUACUGCUGUAUUAUUGGUGUUGAGGUAUUUGUUGUGUACCUGUUCUUUCCUGAAACUAAGGGAUACACGUUGGAGACUGCCGCAGAAGCUUUUGGUGAUACUGUUGUUACUGAGAAAGACCAUCCAAAGGCUGUUAGAGCAUCUGAUGAUGCGGAUGAUGCCUCUGAGGUUUCAGCAUAG
Kuraishia capsulata CBS 1993 is the source of this 1635-nucleotide messenger RNA. RefSeq lists its product as uncharacterized. Gene Ontology annotation, biological process: transmembrane transport; carbohydrate transport. Bases 1 to 1635 code for a protein of 544 amino acids. The transcript has a single exon. Gene Ontology annotation, cellular component: membrane. Gene Ontology annotation, molecular function: carbohydrate:proton symporter activity. The record is from RefSeq and is a predicted model, not a curated record. NCBI's taxonomy places the organism in Eukaryota, Fungi, Ascomycota, Pichiomycetes, Pichiales, Pichiaceae.